Cicer arietinum (chickpea) is the source of this 1941-nucleotide messenger RNA. RefSeq lists its product as uncharacterized. The record is from RefSeq and is a predicted model, not a curated record. NCBI's taxonomy places the organism in Eukaryota, Viridiplantae, Streptophyta, Magnoliopsida, Fabales, Fabaceae.
AAAAGAGAAACACAAUGAGAAAAAAAAAAGUUUUCUAUUUUCCUUCUAAAUUUUCCCGAGAAAUUAGAACGAAACACUGAUCGGAAUUGAGGAGCACAAAAACAAACAACACCAUCAGAUCCACAAAUUGCAUUCAUCCCAAUUCUUCAAUCCCAUUCUUUCCUCUGUUUUGCAACAAUAUUAUUAUUAUUAUUUUUUACCGAUCUCAAUUUCCCCUAAAAAUCUGAUUUUCGUUUUCGUAAUGUGGGAAUUGAAAUGGGUUUAGGUUGUUGAUUUUUGGACAGAUUUUGAUAUGGAAAGGGAAAAUUGGAAGGAGAAUAAUAACAGUAACAAUAACAAUAACAAUAACAAUGGUUAUUAUGAGAAUCAAUUGUUGUGUGAUUAUGAUCGAGAAUCAGUUACGAUGCCUUCUUCUUUAUCUUCAUCUCCUCCUAGACUUGGAUAUAUUGAACAUCAUGUAUCCAAAUUUGAUACCUUGGUUGGCAUUGCAAUCAAGUAUGGUGUUGAGGUUACAGAUAUCAAAAGGAUGAACAGCCUUGUUACAGACCAUCAAAUAUUUGCACUUAAAACUGUUCAAAUUCCAUUACCUGGAAGGCACCCUCCAUCUCAUUGUUUAUCAAAUGGUUCCAGUACUCCUGGGCAUGGUAAUUCUACUCACAGUCCACCUGAUAACACGCACCGUGAACUGCUUGAAUCAUUCCAGUCUGUAAGAUUAAAGUCUUCUGACCAGAAGGUCUCCCCAGCCAUGAGCUCAUUACAGGGUUAUUAUGGACUUAAAGUUCCCUCUAAUUCCUCAGAAAAUGGCUCAUCAUCCAAGAACUCGGCUAUGUCUAACCGACCUCUGAGCCGUCACCGAAAAUCCAAAAGUUUGGUCAAUGUUAUCUUGGAAGAGAUUAUGGAAAAGGUUGAUACUGCACCAGCUGCAGAAAACUGGGAACUUAGCUCUGAUAAAUGGAAUGAGAAACUUGUCCAGAGGCGUCAGAAAUCUGAAGCUGACUUUACAAGGAUACCGGAGUUGAUUCUGAGGGAGGAUAAUAGCAGCAGUGGUGGUCUUCCUUCACGAACUGGAAUGGGCUUAGCUCUGAGACAGAAAGCAGCUAGCCGAACCGCAGCAACAAUUGAUUCUGAAUCAAGUGGAUUGGUUCCUGUGCCAAUGACUACAGGGGAUGGUUUUCAAACUGAUUGUUCAUAUGGUGUCAGGAAAUCGUCCAGUACGUCUUGUUUGCAAGAUCAAGAUAACUGUGGCUCCUCAUCCAUUUGGCCGUCCUCGAUGUGGAAUUUGAAACCAGAUUUACAGGCCCUUUCAACUGCAGCCAUUGGAAAACCGAUCUUUGAUGGCUUGCCUAAGCCGAUAACUGGUCGAAGGAAUAAAGCUGCACUUGAUUAAUAUAUAAUAAUUUAUCAAAACAAUUUUGAUCCUUUUUUGUGAGUCAUGGAACCAUUAGCUGCCACACCAAUGGGUAGAUUGGAGAAGUAGAACAAUGUAGCAUGGGAAAAAAAAAUCAAACUUCAGAUUUUAUCUAUCACUGAAUAGGGCAAUGUUUUUUAUGCUAGAAAAUACUUCCAAUUUAUUUAUUUUUAAACAGUAUUGGUGCCCUUGUGGCCAUAAAUGUAGGAAUGAGGAUCUUAAACAUUACCAUUCACCCAUUUUUUGUAUAGUCAUAGUGAUACUUUUAGGAAAUGGAUUUCGUCUUAGUCACUAAUAAAGUUCAGAUGAUUGAGAUUUUAUUUUCUCAAAUUUUCAAAAUUAUGAUGUAAGUCAUCAGAUCUCAAUCUAACAAGUUAGAUUGAUUGACUAUUGACUAAUAUCACAAGGAAAUUCCAAUCACUUGGAGUUUGGGUCCAUUAUUUUUGGGGUUUGGGCACCAUAGAUCUUUAAGGUGGCAGGUAAAUGUACUGGUUUGACAUGUGUCUACUCUUAUUGAAUACAAGUUACAGGUA